CUGCCAAUAGGUUUGAAUUAUUUCUGGCUUUGAAUUUAUGCCAUGAUUUUUCCUGUAUUUUAACCAAUUCUUCCUGUUUAGAUCUAAUCCAGUCCAGGAGUCCAAGUCUAUUUACAAGACUCGUUACCAAGAGCCAAGGAGAACAAAUUCGUUAAAACUAUUCUAAUAACAUGGCAAAUUCCGGCAAAGGAACUUUUCAACCUGAUUCAGAUGUGCACAUUUCUUACGAAGAUCAGCAAAAAAUUAAUAAAUUUGCUAGAUUGAAUGCCAAAGUAGAUGAUAUUAAGGACGAAUUGAAGGUAAAACAAAAUGAUAUGAAGAACUUGGAGGAAGCUGUAGAGGAAUUAAGUCUUGCUGAUGAUUCAGAACUGAUACCAUAUCUAAUUGGCGAAGUAUUUAUUUGCCAAAGUCUAGAGGAUACAUUGAAAUCUUUAGAAGAUGCAAAAUGUAAAAAGGAGCGUGAAAUAAGUGAACUAAAAGUGAAAUGUGAUGAACUGAAAUCUCAAAUGGGUGAAUUAAAAGCACAUUUAUAUGGAAAAUUUGGAAGUCACAUUAAUUUAGAAAAUGAAGAAGAAUAAAACACUACAACAAGGAUUAUUAUAUUUUAUUAAAUUGAAAUUGAGCAAAUAAAAUAUAUUAAUGUUGUAGCUAGCUUUAUAUAAUUUAACUAUUUAAUUCUAUAUCCACUGAAAUCAUAAAGCUAUUAUACUACAAAUGUUACCUUUGUAAUGCUUGUUUAAAAGAGACAGUAUGUUUCAAAUAUGAAAUAAAUUUGAAUUCCAAAAGUUUUUUACAGUAAUAAAAUAAAUAAACCUUAGAACCAGGCAGACUGGAUUCAGUGAUAUCUUACUAGUUGAGUAAGGUCUCGAUACCGGGAGAGCAAUCAUCUAACUCUCUAGCUUUAAUUCUAGCCAUAGGAUAUAACAUCUUAGACGUGUUAUGACAAUACUUCAUUUAAUUUUACCACUUUGAUAUGUCUUUGGUGAAUAAAUUUGGAAUAAUAACCUAAUUGGAAACCUUGCUGUCCUUGAAAAUCCAUAUUCAUCAUGCUUUAUAGUUUAUUUGUUAUUACUAAAGUACAUAUCAAAAUAGUAAAAUGAAAUGAAAUAUUGUCAUAAUGUUGUUAAGAUGUCAUAUCCUGUAGCUAGAGACUUAUCCGUUAGGCAGUCGCACGCCUGACUUGUAUACUCUAGUAUAAAAGCUAAUACAUUUUGUAUAAAUGUCAAAGUGGCUACUAACACAUGCUUUUAAAAUCAAACAUAAUUAUUUUCUCAUUUCAUGAUAGUAAAAGUUUGUCUUUGCUUCAUGUAUUGUGUUAUAUUUACAUUUCUAAUAAUCAUAUAUCCUCAAAAAUAAAUUAUUUUUGCCCAUAAAUGUCCUUAUAAGAAAUUUAAAAACAAUUUACCUUUAAUGUACAAUUGUACAUACAUCUUGUUAACUUAAGUCUGUAUUGUCUACUGAAAUAAAUCACUGAUUUUUCACAACAUAAUUUCAUUACGUAUGACUAUUUACAUUAAAGCUAAAAUGUUAUAGCACUCUCAUAUACCUAAUAACUUUUGGUACUUAUAGGAAACAAUAUAGGUAUAGGCUUAAGAUAAUAUGUUGUGGGGGUUAAUUUCCGUGACAGUAGUAAUGUUAUGAUAGAACAUGUCAAGAUUGUCAAUCACAACAAAGAAAGUGCAACUUGGUCACGUGGUAAACUCCAGAAACUUGAGAAAUGCUCGAACAACUGGUUGAGAGCGAGAUAAGCCCACAAUAAGAAUGAGGGAGUUAUCAAUCACUCUUUGUCUCGCUCACCUUUAUCUCAAGGUUCUUGAGUUUGUGCUGCUACAUGGACAGGUGUCUGCCAGUAUACACCAACAACUGGCCCACUCUAGUGCACUUGAAAAACUUUAAUGACCACACAUUGCAUGCGUAUAACUCUUAACGCACUAGUCAGGGGAGGGCCAGUGCAGAUUUUUAUCUUAUAAAUAAUAAUCUGUACCUGCCCUCCACCGUUAAACUACUAUGUUUCUUGUCGGAAUGCAAUCAUAUAGUCUCCAAAAAAGUACAAUGUGCAGUUAUCUUCGUACACUUAAUGUAAACUUAAAUUUCGUCAUUAUAAUCAUUUCAAGCUAAUAAUCAUCUUUUUGUGUAUUGAAAU
Molecule: messenger RNA, 2143 nt
Organism: Diatraea saccharalis (sugarcane borer)
Lineage: Eukaryota; Metazoa; Arthropoda; Insecta; Lepidoptera; Crambidae
Source: the annotation of a GenBank genome assembly